Molecule: messenger RNA, 2070 nt
Organism: Dromaius novaehollandiae (emu)
Lineage: Eukaryota; Metazoa; Chordata; Aves; Casuariiformes; Dromaiidae
Gene: PRR15L
Product: proline rich 15 like
Exons: 2
Coding region: 715-1005 (96 amino acids)
Source: RefSeq, a predicted model, not a curated record
CGCAUGCGCAGCGCAGAGCCCCGGGAGCCCGGUCCCGGUGCGGCGGCGGGCGCGGCACGUGGCACCGGCGUCGCCCCACCCCCCGUGGGCGGCGCGUCCCGCCCCGCGGCGCCCCGUCCCGGGCAGGGCCGGGAACCGGAGCCGGCGGCCCGGGGAGGGGGAGGAGGCCCCCAACGGCCCCCGGGGCCCGGCCUGGCCGGGAGGAGCCCGGGGGGCAGAGGCAGCCGGAGGAAGGGAACCGGACCGGCGACCGGUUCAGCCAGGCCCCGGUUUCGCCCAAUCCCCCGCAGCCCGGUCCCCCGCCCCCGCGAAGCACGGGCCUCCCGGCCCACCGGAGCCCCUCCGUGCUGCCCUGCCCGGCCACCUGCCCCGGUGCCGCCAAAGCGGCGCCCGGUGCCAGCGCGCGGGGCCGCCCCGGGGCCCGGUUGUGAUCUCCUCCGUCAUGAAUAUUCAGCGCUGCCCUGGCCCGGCCCCGCUGUUUGCUCAGGCGGGAGCGGCUCGCUCGCGGGUUAACCUUGACUCAGAGCCACCGGGGCAGCGGCAGGUACGCGGCACCUGCGCUCCGGAGCCGCCGCCGCGGCGCCCCGACCCUCCUGGUGGGCCCCGACCCCCCCGGCGGCCCCCGACCACCCCUCGGGGCCCAGCGAGCCGAGUGGCCAGUGGCCCCAGACGCAGACACAAGCUCUUUCUGCCGGCGGCGGCGGAGGAGCAGAGAUGGCGGAGAACCACAGCUGGUGGAAGCUGACCUUCCUGCGGAAGCACAAAUCCAUGCCCAAGGUGCUGUACGAGAGCCCGGACAUCUAUGCCAGCGAGCCGCAGGAGGGCUCUGGGGGCGAAGGGCCGCCCAACUUCACCGCCCGCCUGGAGAAGAUCGUGGAUAAGAACAGCAAGGGCAAACACGUGAAGGUCUCCAACUCGGGCCGCUUCAAGGAGAAGAAGAAGGUGCGGGCCACGCUGGCCGAGAACCCCAGCCUGUGCGCGGCCGGCGAGCGGGAGGAGAAAUGAGGCCGCGAAAGGGGUUGCGGAAGGGGGCAGAGACCCGGAGGACCGAUGCCCUCCUGCCACCACGGACUCCCACCCCCAGCUCGACUCGGUCCCAGCUGCGGACGAUGGAACCAGCGGGGCAGGGCUGGUGCUGCCGGACUGGCAGCCUCAUCCCGCCAGGCACUUCGGAAGGGAGAAACCACUUGGAUGGGAUUUUAUUUAAGGCAAUAAGAAUCCUAUUUACACUCAGCCCCACGGGGUGAUCACCGUGGGCUCGCAGCACGACAAGGGCAAAAGGACACGGCGGAGGGAUGUGGCUGCUCACAGCGCAGUGAAGGAGGAGAAAGAGCCGGCUGCAGCCUGGGCUCAAGCUGGGGCUUCGUCUCCAUGUGCCUGGGCAGAACAGAUGUAGGCGACAAACCCUCUAGGGCAGGACAGUCUAACUGGUUCAUACUGGGAGGAGGACGCUAGUCCCAGCUUGCCUGCUUGCUGCGUGCCGCCGCAGCCCAUCACUCCCCAGCUCUGCCGGGUUCCCCCCGAGCGCGACAGCCCCGGUCCCUCUUCUGCCUCACUCCCGCGGAGGCGAGACACCCAGGAAAGCCCUGCUCCUCUCCAGGCAGUCACCGCUUUAGCGGCCACCUCUGUGCGCCAAGGAGCGCCUGCAGAGUCACCGAUGCCACGUCCUCCGGGGCAGUCGCACCCAGAAUGGGCCUGUUUGCACUGGUCUUCGCACUGCUGAAUUCCGCCUGCUCCCGACGCGGCACGCCGUGCCCCUUCCCUCUCCUCAAGGAAACAACCGCGGCUGGCAAACGCCUCCAGGAACCACGCUCUGGUCUUCCUGGGAGGCGCCGUGUCUCCUCCCGUAAGCGGCUCUUGGAGCGGGCUGCUGAGCCGGGAAUCGCCCUCUGCUCCCGGGAGGGGAGAGCUGAUCACUGAGCGGCAGCGGAGACGGACCCAGCCCGGGGGGGCCGGAGGGAGCCCCAAGGCUCAUCUCGCAAGCCUCUGUUUUUGUUAGUUCCUUGGAAGCUGAGCCUUUUGUGAGCUCUUACUACUGUUCUUUGUUAAUAAACCAGGUCUGGGAACAAA